GAAAAAUCAUUCUUAAAAUUUCCUCUUCCUGACUUGUUUAUUUCUUGCAGUAUCAGUAGGAUUGCCACUUUCUGCUAUGUUGAAUUUUGGAAUGAAGGACUAUGUUCUUUACAUAGCCGUCAGUGCAAUUUUUUAUUCACAGUGAUUUCAGUACAUAAAAAAGCUAAGAGUCGAGAAUAAUAAUCUUUAGAGGCUAGGAAUAUCCUUGUAUUGGAUUUUUCCGAUUUUCCGCCCGUAUUCUUUUACAUGACAGAGUGUUUCAAUAAGAAGACAAUAGCUUCGCUAGUUAUUGCUGGCUUAACGAUUGUAAUAGGGAUGAUAUUUCAACUAAUUGAGCUAAUUUUCAAUAUAAAAAAAUACCUGAUUCUCUACAGAGAUCUAUUACAUAAUCUUAAUGGUCUUUUCAUUCAUAAUGGUUAGUUUUGCAUCUGUAUUAUCUUACGCAGCAGAAGAAUUAAGCACGACAACAAUAGUCAUUAGUAUUAGUUGUGUAAUAAUUAUAAUAUUAUUAAUAAUAAGACAAACAGUAAAGCCAGAUGUCAAGACAAUUUAUGCAAUGGGAUCAUCAUUUAUAUCUGCUGGUCUGGUUAUUUAUUUGAUAGUAAUCCUGAUUUCGAUGCUAAAUUUCAGUUUUAAUUAAUAAUUUGGUAGUAGGAUGUUUUCUUGUUGCAAAGGUUAUAAAAUAUUAU
Molecule: messenger RNA, 689 nt
Organism: Rhizophagus irregularis DAOM 181602=DAOM 197198
Lineage: Eukaryota; Fungi; Glomeromycota; Glomeromycetes; Glomerales; Glomeraceae
Source: RefSeq, a predicted model, not a curated record